GGCUCUCGAAAGGACCAAGCCAUCAUCCAAGCCUUUCUGAACCAUCGCGGGCUGCACAUGCUCGUCAGCUGCUUGCUCUCUGUCCGAUUGAGCCCGUCGAUCAAGGCGCAAGGAUGGCAGUCCUUAUGCUUGGUGCUGCAGAAUGUGAAGGAUUACACGUUUGACCAGCUCAUCCAAGAAGAGGGGGCUGCUCUUAACCAGCUCUUCUCCGAGCCAGAUCUCUCCGUCCAGGAGCACCUGCAAUCCUUUGUCUCGGCCCUGAAGACCGUUUGCACGCGCACCAGCGUGGAGAGCCUCCGAAAUUUGAUGACAGGAGAUCGCGACUUGCCGGUGUUUCGCAGGGCCGUGGCUUACGCGGCCUACGAAGAAGCUCUGGUGCGAACGCAGGCGCGCAACGCCCAGCUCUCGCUUUGGCGAACGCUCAAGCAGAACCAGGAGCUACUGUGCAUCGCCUUGGACAUUGCAAGAUCCGAGUUGCCGAUGCUCCUGUGCACCCUGUUGCGGAAGAACUGGCUCAUGAUGGCCCAAGCUUCAAUGCAGCACAACGAAUCACUCUUCCGAGUUGGGGCAGAAUGCGAAGAGGACCUCUGGGACUUUCUGGGUGAACUUCUUUCCUUGAAGCUACCAGAGAUGGCCGAGCUGAUCUCCGGCAUGGUGGUGGGAAGCGUCGUGGCCCACUUGAGCUCAUUGACUUCGAUGAAGGCAACGGCAAACCACUGGGGCAUAGCUUUUCCGAAUGUCGAGGCGAUCUCCUCGGGGCAUCUCCUUGACGUUCUGCCCUCUCCCAGUCCCUUCAGUCGAUCCUGCCAAAGUACUGCAUCUACGGCAUCCUCUUCAGGGGAACCAAGCUGCCUCCUCGUUGAAUUUACAGCUUGUGGAUUGGCAGGUGCUGCACAGGCUGCCGAGCUUUGUGCGGCACCUCCGCCCAUGUCCAAUGACCUCAAUGUGUCCCUGACACUGCGAACAGUGGCCAUUUACGCAAGAACACUUCGCGAGAUAGGUAUUGGUUGCGCACUGAUGCCGAUCAUUGAGCUCCUCCUUUUACCAUCCGUGCCUUCCAAACAGAUCGAUGCAAUGGAACAGCUUGCUGGUGGCUGGGUCACUGAGGACAGUGCAAUUGCGUUCGCUGAGGAGUUUGCUGCCCGGGCAAUGGAAGAUUGGGCUUUGCAACCGCAAAUAGAUGAUGAGCUCUCCGAGGAGGAGAAGAAGACUCUUUUGGAGCAAGCCAAGAAGCACCGUGAUGAGUAUUGGCAGAAGGAGUUGCGCACUGCAGCUGCGAUGACCGGGCGCAACAUGGUGCCCAAUCCCUUUCGGGAGGCCUUCCUGGCCAUGCUGGAUGUCACAGCUGGUAUGUCGGAAUCGCUCACGUUUCGAGCCAAUUGCAACCUGAAGUCUGUCCAGUCGGUGGACGGAAAGACAGCCGCCAGCAUUGCGAUGACCGAGCUUCAACUCACGUAUCCUCAGCUCCUGGAGGAUACGAGGGUGCUGAAGCACGGCACGGUGCCCAUCAUUGAGGAGCCAGAGAAAGCUCCAACGAUUUCAAGUUGGGCAGAAGGACUCGCCUGGUUUCUUCAGGUUCGGUGCACCGCUGUUCCAUGCCGUUUUGAACGCCGGGCAGUUGAACGCACCCUCCCAAAGGGGUGAGGGUGUUUUGGGGGACUUUGGGGAGUGAUAUGGGGGCCUAUGUAAGCUCAAGCUGGGCGUCUUUGGAGUCAUUUUGGAGUUCCCUGAGGUGGGAGCUAAUGGCUGCACCUGAACACAUCGUUGUGAGGGGUACAUGUGGCCCGUCGUCCCAUAGGUGGACGGUACUCGCUGCGGUGUCACACAGCUGGGCAGGCUGGGGGCGACGUUGAAAUUCCGCCUUCAGCCAAACCCGACGCCGUAGCCGUGCGAAAUGACCAGAUCAUAGCUUUAUCGAAG
Messenger RNA from Durusdinium trenchii, 1920 nucleotides. NCBI's taxonomy places the organism in Eukaryota, Dinophyceae, Suessiales, Symbiodiniaceae. The record is from the annotation of a GenBank genome assembly.